UUUCGCUGCUUGCGUAGACGUGCACGUUUUAUCGCACGGAAACGCGCGACAGCCCUUCUUAGGAUAGCACCUUCGAGUAUCUAUCGAGAUCGUAGCUUCGACACUGGGACACAUCCAAUUGUAUCUACGAUAACUUUGAAUUCGCAUUCUUUUUGGCGAGGCAAAUGAUCUGCCAUUUCUUGAAAAGAUGAUCUUUUACAAAGAAAAGGCUCGAAUUAUCGAGCUCCAAUGUCGACGAAGAAGAAUAGAAAGUGAGGAAGGCGUGGAUGGCUCUUGGACAAUCGAAUCGAUAUCAUCCUCAUCGUCGUCGUCGUCGUCGUCGUCCUCAUCGUCGUCGUCGUCGUCGUCGUCGUCGUCGUCGCCGUCGUCGUCGUCACUAUCGAUGUCGUUGUAAUUUCAUUGGAAAAUUUUAAAAAAUUGAACAAAUGGAUGGUCGAUCGAGAAUAACGAUCGAAAUGAUUUUCGUCGUUUGAAAAUCAGCGUGAUAACGGCAAGUGAGAGAACGAACGAAAUUUUGAAAAUGAGCUUCUUCAAUUCUCUUCAACAAUACGUGAGCGAUAGUGUGGCGAGCUUCAGCCUCAGCCCUAAGAGAUUCUCCUUCAGUCGAGAGGACUCUGCUAGUACGACAGGUAGAAGCGGCUCGAGCGGAAGCAUAGUCAACGACAAUUCGAGUGCACAUCAAUCGACUCCUCAUGGUUUUCCCAAGGUAGUGCCACCGCCAGGGACAACGGUCUCUUCAUCCUCACAAGCUCGUUCACUUUCGAGGAGACGUACUUUUGAUAGCCCUGUCCCGUCAGGAUUGAGCGUUCAUCCUGUCGCCGCAGCCGCAGCCGCUGCAAGUGAUGGCUCGGUCUGUGGUCCUGUUUGCGGUCAGAGUUGUGGAAGUUCCCCCUCGCCUCGAAGAGUCGGUUCCUUUCGUCGAAGUACCGCCGCUGCGAGUACCGAUCGACCACCGCUCAUGUUUUGCCGUCGCAGACCGUCUUGGCCAGAAUUCGACGUACAAGCCACUUCUGGCGUUCAAGAAACCGAUGGCUCCUUCUUCGAGAGUUUCACCGCGUUAUCUUGGAAACAAGAGAAUCGCAGACUGGUGGCUCUUCAGGAAGUCGAAGCUCGAGCUAAGGAUCCUCCACCAUCAUCCGGAGAGGCCAACAUAAAUUCCUUCCACUCUCGUCGACUUAACAAAGAAGAGAUCGAGAAACUAUACGUUGAAGUUCUUUAUACGAUCGCGAAUACGGUCGGAGCAAGUACGGGUCAGUACGCUCACUAUAAAGAGGAUCUUUAUGGGUAUGCGCAGGAAGCGUUUGGUAUACCGCAGGAUCAACAUCGACGAUACCUCGAUAUUGCCUCGAAAGAGAAGCCUCCUAUCGUGGUUCUAAGUGUAAUAGUUAUCGAAGCUGAAGGACUAGAGGCGAAGGACGCUAACGGUUUCAGCGAUCCAUAUUGCAUGUUGGGUAUACAACCUGGUAAUACAAGUGCACCACUGAGCCCCCAAACGAAUCUGUCAGCUCAUUCUCCUCAUACACCUCCAGCUUCACCAAGACAAACGGCUCGAGCUUUAUCCGAUGGAGGUGAGAACGAUAACUCGCAUCACGAAAAGCUUCGAAAACAUCAUAGUUUCAGGCUAUCAUUCAAGCGCAAAGAGCAUACUAGCAGACGAGAACACCGUGAAUCCUUUAGCGGAGCGGUUCCUGCCAAGUUUAUACGUGCUACCACAGUGAAACCGCACACAUUGAGUCCGCAAUGGAAAGAAAAAUUUCGCUUCGACAUCGACGAUAUCAGCACGGAUAUCUUGCAUCUCGAUAUAUGGGACCACGACGACGAAUCCUCGGUAUUCGACGCCGUUAGUAAAUUGAACGAAGUGCGAGGUGUUAAGGGUCUUGGUCGAUUUUUUAAACAAAUUGCACAAAGUGCCCGUUCCGGUAGUCAAGAUGACUUUUUGGGCUGCGUGAAUGUUCCACUUCAGGAUAUUCCAAGCACAGGCUUGGAACGUUGGUAUAAACUCGAAGCAAGAACACAAAGAAGCAACAUUCAAGGUAGAAUCAAAUUAAAAUUGUGGCUAUCCACACGAGAAGACAGAGGAACAUCCGAAGAAGAUAAUUGGGCUGAGCUUAGACAGCAAGAAAGACUUUAUACCAUUUUCCUCGAUCAUGAAAUGAACAAACAAGGGGAAGAUUUCACAGGUGAGUUACCCCAAACAGCACUGACAAUUCUUCAUCAGCAUGCUGUGCAAGGUGAUGUCACAGAAUUGCAGCAGGCAUUGAUCAAAUGGAUCGCUAGUUCGAAACAUCCGGCUGUCGAUUCGAAAGUUCUCCAUCGUCUUCUUCAGGAAAUAGAUAACCUAUGGCAUUUAAAAACGACGGAAACAUUAUCGCGAGACGAAGAACAGUCUCUGGCAGAUUCUUUCAAUGAUUUUUUAGAAGUAGCACUCAAAAAGAUUCAACAACAUCGUACGUUAUAUCCGCCAUUACAUCGAUUAUCAAUCUCUAAGCUUGACAAUCUCCUGAGAUGUUUAGGUCUCUUAUCGAAUAUGAAAGCUUUUUGGGCAUGCUGUCCCUUUAACAAGGAAAUAAGAGGAGAAAUUAUAACAGCCCUUAGAAAAGGAACUCACGAGUGGUACGAAGAUGUGCGACAUCAAACUAUGUAUCAUGAUCAGGAACCUGAUCAAGAUGCGGAUCGCGUCUUGCAAGACUUUACAAAUUUAGUCACGGCACUGUUAGUAGAUUUGGAACAGGGUCGUAUGUAUUAUAAUAGUCUCUUUGAAAGUACAAAUGGUGUACCAUAUUUUUCAGCAGUUUAUAAACAGUUGGAAAAACUGCUGGCGGAACACGUGGCGAAACACAUGGAGAACACUUCCGAGAUUCAAAAUGAACUCGGUGCAAGAGUCACCACCGCCUGUCUCCAAAUCCAUGGACAAAACAGAGACGAAGAUUACGUAUUACCACCUGGUGCAGAAAUAGGGACACCAAUUUUUGAGUUAUAUCUAGCAUUGCAAGACUUCGUGAGUAUGAAGGAAAAGUUACCGUUAUCUGAUCAGAAAACUCUGAUAAUUUGCAAUUAUUACGAAUGGUUCAAACCAGCUAUUGACAAAUGGUUGGAUCUUGCAAAGUUAAAAGCAAUUCAAAGAAUCAGAAAAGCGGCAGAAUUGGAUCGAAUUUGUACAGGUGAUUUUAUAGUAAAGCAUUGUACAUCUGCAAUUGAUGCAACUGCAUGCUUUUAUCAGAUCAAAGAGUUUUGGAAGAAAUUAGCAUGGCCAGAUUUUAUCGGAUCGUAUAGUUUCGUAUUGAAAGUCAUCGAUGCUAUCUGCAGUCCUGCUGCUUACUAUGCUGAAAUAACCCACCAAAAAUUAGCUGAAAGUGGAUAUUAUGAAGAACAAACACCAUAUAAAACCACAGACGAGGUAAUCGUUCAGAUGUGCGUCGCUAUAAAUGGUUUAGAAUAUGUAAGAAGAUGGUUAUUAAAUCUAGGAGAAGAACUUCACGUUGAGAAACUUCUCACAGCUUUGGAGAAUCAAGCUGGAGAUUCUGCUCGAGCGCAAUGGAGAAAUGCUUUGACUUUACCGUUGGAACAAGCGCCUGGACAAAUGUUACUCUUCAUUAAUCAAAUUGUUUCAAGAAUCGGCACAAAGAUGAGACCAUCUUUGAAAAAAUCCAUGUUUCAUCUUGCUUGGUCACCCGACAGUUUGCCCACGUCAGAAGCAAUCACACCUUUAUUGGAAUAUUUGGAUGUACAUUUGGUAGCUCUUAAUUCGUCUCUUUUAGCUGUCAAUUUUACGCGUGUCUUACAAGACGUUUGGGAGGUCGUUCUUAAUGAAUUGAGCAAUCAAAUGGAUGGAAAUGCAGGAGACAAACCAGCUAUGUUUUAUGAAAGAUUGUACGAAGCGCUCGAUCUAUUGAUCAAAUUCUUUCAUGCGGAUGAGAAGGGUCUAUCUUUAGGGGUACUACGUAGUCCGAGCUUUUUAAAUGUAGAAGAACGCUUGCAAUAUCAUAAAAUGGAUACGACUUUUCUCAUUAAUCGUUACUAUCGUCAACGACUUCAAGACCAAAUGAAUACCAUGACAUCAGAGUACGGCGUUUUGACAGUGAGAGCAUAUCUGAAUCACGAUUCGCUUUGUGUAGAAGUGAUAAAUGCUAGAGACGUAAUACCGUUAGAUCCGAAUGGUUUUAGCGAUCCCUUUGUAAUAAUCGAAUUGUUGCCACGAAAAAUUUUCGAACAUUGUGCUGAACAACAAACCAACGUUAAGAAAAGAACUUUAAAUCCAAUGUUCGAUGAAUGUUUCGAAUUUUCCGUAAGCGUGGAACAGUGUCAAAGUCCUGAUGCUAUAGUCCUAUUCACCGUAAUGGAUCACGAUGUACUCACAGCGAACGACUUUGCUGGAGAAGCAUUUUUGGGAUUAAGCACGAUACCCGGAGUAGCUGACACUAAUACCAGUAUAGAUAAUUUUCAUGGCCUCAAACAUACAGAAUUACCGUUAAUGCACCAAAAAAAUCGAAACCAUCCAAUUCUUCAAAUCCUAGAAACAAGAGUUGGCGAUAAAUUAGCCCUCGACUUCGUAAAAAAACAAAAACAACGAUUCGCCACGGCAUAAAAAAAACGUGGCAUCAUUAUAAUGAAUAAAAUCAAAUGCACAGGUUAACAAUGGUCGAAGAAUCAACGAGAAGAAAGAACCAUAGCUCGUUAAAUCUUCUCCGAAUAUUUAACGCCAAGUUCCAAUUCCUGUGUAAAUCGUAUUGAAUUUAAUCAAUGUUGAUAGGAGCGGUCAAGAAAAAUAGCAACGAGAAAAUUCAAAAUUAUUUUUCUGUUAGAAAUGGGUUUAUAAGAACGAAAAAUGUUGGAAGGGAAAAUAGAAAUAUGUCUGUGUGAUGUAUUUAACGGUAAAUGUUUUAAAAUUAUCGCCCAACUCGGAACGAUUCGUCGAAUUCGGAACGAUAUAAAAAGAAAAGUCUCGUCUCGUCUCGUCUCGUCUCGUUUCGUUUCAUCUGGUCUUGUCGUAAUGUUGGCUCGGUAUAUGUACAAUGUAUAUAUGUACCUAUGUUCUUUCAAAUCGCCGCUAAAAGAUCGAUUUUAUUCUCGAAAUAUUUCUCGAUAUGUCUCGACCUAUUUUGCAUAGCUUCGAGAAAAUACUAAGCCAGUAAAAGAUGAUCGAUAUACAAGAAUAUUUUUCUUACACGUCGUCGGCCAAUACAUCUAACUUAUUCUAUCUUCUCGUCGCCACUCUAAUUCUCGAAUAUUAUCUCGGUAAACAGUGGCGUGUUUACUAAGAAUGUCGAAAGGUUAUUCUGUCGCAAAAAGGAAAUGUGUCAUCGGUAACACAUUCUAAUAACACGACGUCUUAGCACGAUCCUUUCUAAAUCAUGCGAUUCGAAUCUUUGAAUCGCGCCUUUAGUACAAGGUGUUACGCCUAAUUUCAUUUGCUCGAACAAUCUCUACUUUUCCUACUCUCUUUGCGACUUUGUCAACGCAACGUUUGAUGUUGAAAAGUAGAUAUUUUGCGUAACGAUUGGAAAAAUUAGAAAUACAUAUAAUGUAUGGUAUUAUGAAAAUCGAAGAAGAAGAGAAAAAAAAACAAAAGGAAAAGGAAAAGAAAAAAGGAAAGGAAGGAAGGAAAAAAAAUGAAAGCGAAACUAAUCUCAAGCGCACACACGUCAAUUUUUUCUAAUGCACGUAUCACUUUGCGCCUCCCUGUGUAUCUUAUACAUACAAACGAUGAGGAUAUUAUGUAAAACACUUUACAUCUGAUGCGCCUUAUAUCAAAAGCAGAGGUUAAGUAAAUAGAUAUAUAACGUAUGUUUGAACCUGGAUAAACUUCGUGCAUCGAAUCCAAUCGAACUUCUAGUAUAUUUUGCUUUUUCAAACCACCAAAAACGUAUGUACAAUCUAUCUUGUAUCGUGAGACAAAUAAAUGAUAUAUAUGUAUAAA
Messenger RNA from Vespa mandarinia (Asian giant hornet), 5917 nucleotides. RefSeq names its product BAI1 associated protein 3 (gene unc-13-4A). Gene Ontology annotation, cellular component: secretory vesicle. The record is from RefSeq and is a predicted model, not a curated record. NCBI's taxonomy places the organism in Eukaryota, Metazoa, Arthropoda, Insecta, Hymenoptera, Vespidae.